UCGUUGUUUAUGAAUUAUAAGCAUCAUCAACCUUGGUGGUGCUGAAUGCCGAUGAACUUGAGGCCGUUCCUUUGCGAGGUUAACCUGUUCAACAGAUUAACCCGGCAACUGGGAGUGCAAGCUCGUUCCUAUGGCCCACGUCGUGAACCCUUUGCCACCAAAAUUUCUCAUUACCUCAACCGUGCCAAGCUCAUUGACUCCAUUCGACUCACUCUGCGUUCCAAUAACCCCAACUCCUCAAUUCCCACUCUUCUAAACCAUCGCCUCCUCGACUCUUUCGUCGUUACUCAAGCCCUGCGUUCUGCACCUUCUGCAGAUUCAGCACUCACCCUUGUACAUGCCCUCGAGGAAAGUCCCCAUUUUUCACAUACCCACAACACCCUCCAUGCCCUCGCCACUGUGCUUGCAAAGUCUGGUCGAUGCGCAGAGCUCAAAUCCCUCGUUGAUUCUAUCCGAGCUAAACGGUUCGGCAAUGUUAAUAUCAGCUUUAUGAAUCUCAUGCAGUGGCAUGCAGCAGCUAGGGACCUUGACUCUGUUCUUGGGUUCUGGGAUGAGUAUAGACUUGCCAAUAACCAUGUCUGCACUGAAUCUUAUAACAUUGUUAUGGCUCUUUAUGCACAAAUGGGAAAGGACUCUGAGGUUAUUCGAGUUUUUUCCAGGAUGAUCGAUGAAGGAUCACUUCCAAAUUGCAGGAGCUAUACUAUAAUAAUCGAGCACCUUGUAAAAUACGGGAAAUUAUCUGAAGCCAUGGAGGUCUUCAACGUGCUGCCUUCAAUGAGGAUCAAACGCACUUUGAAACAGUACUCCAUUCUGAUUGAAGGUUUCCUUGCUAGCAAACUGUUUGAUGAAGUCAGGACUUUACUUAAUGAAAUGCAAGUUGAUGGAAUAUUGCCUAGUCGAGCCAUUAGUUUGUCACUGCAGCAGAUGCAGGAGGAAGGCUUUCUUGACGAGACCGACGCAUUGUUUAGAGGAAUUUUGCCAGAUGAAAGAAUCAAGAAUGUAAGAUAUUCUAUUGACAGCAGUGAUGAGGAUGAGGAUGAGGAUGAGGAUGUAAGUCAUGCUUGUCAAUGUGAUCAUAUUGAUGGGGUCCAGUUAAAGCCAUGGCUGGACCCGCGGGCUUUGGCUAGUGCCUUACAGAAUUGGAGUCCUGAUGAGGUAUCAGCGCUAGAAGGUGCAAACUUUGUGUGGACAACCAGGUUGGUCUGCAAGAUACUUAGAAAUUUCAAAUCACCAGAAGCUGCAUGGAAUUUCUUUUGCUGGGUUGCUGAUCAACCUGGAUUUACUCAUGACAUAUACACAGUUCAAAGAAUCAUGACCCUUCUAGCACGUCAUGGACGUACUGAAUUGGUUGAUAGACUCAUCUCCAAGAUUAGAACGGAGGGAAUGAGAUUACCAUUCAGCACCAUCAGGCUAAUCAUUGACUUUUAUGGGAUUUCAAAAAAUGCUGAUGCUGCUCUGAAGGUCUUCAAUGAUGAUCGAAUACUUUGUGGGCCCAUAUCAAAAUUUAACCUGAUGCUUCUUUAUUCCUCUCUUAUAAGAACACUAACCAAGUGUGGAAGGAGUUCGGAUGCCCUGAAUAUGCUUGAUGAGAUGAUUUUAAAUGGUAUUUGUCCUGAUAUACAAACAUAUUCAGGUCUAAUGCAUUAUUUUUCACACCUUGGAGACAUAAAAACAGUGCAGAGACUCAUUGCAAUGGUCAGGCAGAGCGGUCUAGAGCCAGAUGCUUAUCUGUUUAAGGUACUAAUCCAAGGUUAUUGCAAGUCAAAAAGAGCUGCACUAGCAUGGAGGCUAUUUGAAGAUAUGAAAAAUUCAGGUUUGGUACCUGACUCUGCCACCAAAGAGUUACUAGUGAAGAGCCUAUGGAAAGAAGGGAGACGGAGAGAGGCGGCAGCAGUGGAAGAGAAUUCUGAGGAAAUAAAUGCAGUCCUUCCACUUGCAUUGCGUGGUCAUGUAUGGACUGUCAGCUCUGCGGAUCUCACGAGAGUUUAUGAUAUUUAUUCAAAUUGUUUUUAUUCAAAUGGUGGCUAGAGUUAUCCAUAGGUCUAUAAGAUAGAUGUGGAUGUCUUCAUGCAUGAAAUCUCAGCACACAUUAUAGCAGGACAUGAGUUGGUACUCAGAAAUGAACUCUAUUUCUGGUGGC
Gastrolobium bilobum is the source of this 2140-nucleotide messenger RNA. Its product is annotated as pentatricopeptide repeat-containing protein At5g66631. NCBI's taxonomy places the organism in Eukaryota, Viridiplantae, Streptophyta, Magnoliopsida, Fabales, Fabaceae. Bases 46 to 2028 code for a protein of 660 amino acids. The transcript is spliced from 2 exons. Gene Ontology annotation, molecular function: protein binding. The record is from RefSeq and is a predicted model, not a curated record.